AAAAAGUUAACAAAAUAUCUAAUACGGAACCCUAAACAUUACUAUAUUAUAAAAACGGUUUCACGUGAAUUAAUUCAUUAGCAGUGGUUGACAUAAUGGCGAAGUUGGCGAGUGUUUUAUUCUUGGUAGCAGCGGUAGCCUGCACCAACGCUACUCCCAACCGCAUCGUGGGAGGAAAUCCAACCACGAUUGAGAACUACCCCAGCAUCGUUCAGAUUGAGAGCCGCACCGGCAUCAUCUGGGGACAAUCAUGUGCUGCCAGCAUCCUUAACACCAGAUUCGUCGUGUCUGCUGCGCACUGCUUCUCUGGAAUUUUUAACACGCGCAACCGUCGUAUCAGAGCCGGCACCACAAACCGCGGUUCUGGUGGCACCGUGGUCUCCAUCAACCGCAUCGUCAACCACCCCAGUUAUGGCAGAAACCAGAUGGAUGGUGACAUCAGUGUCAUCCAGCUGUCUUCAGCUCUGGUUUACAGCGAACGUAUCCAACAAGUCCCAGUUAUACCCCAAGGCUUUGAACUCCCUGAUAACCUGCCUGUUGUACAUUCUGGAUGGGGUACUACUUCGCAAGGCGGCCUCGCUUCAGCAGUCCUCCGUGACGUACAGAUCUACACAAUCAACCAUGAAAUCUGCGCCGCUCGCUACGCUAGUCUCCUCAUCCCCAGAAGAGUGACUGAGAACAUGAUCUGCGCUGGUCUUCUUGACGUCGGUGGCAAGGACGCCUGCCAGGGUGACUCUGGUGGUCCCCUCUACUACGAUGGCAUCCUCGUUGGUAUUGUCUCCUGGGGCCGUGGAUGUGCUGACGCCGUUUACCCUGGUGUCAGCACCAAGGUCGCCUCCUACACUGACUGGAUCGUCGAAACUGUUACCUCUAUGUAAAUUAUUUUAUUUGUAGGCUCUGAUAUUAUAAGUGUUUUGUUUUCAU
This is a messenger RNA of Spodoptera exigua (beet armyworm), 924 nucleotides long. The record is from the annotation of a GenBank genome assembly. Lineage: Eukaryota; Metazoa; Arthropoda; Insecta; Lepidoptera; Noctuidae.